Messenger RNA from Camponotus floridanus (Florida carpenter ant), 4802 nucleotides. RefSeq names its product probable G-protein coupled receptor Mth-like 1 (gene mthl1). The record is from RefSeq and is a predicted model, not a curated record. Bases 279 to 2078 code for a protein of 599 amino acids. The transcript has 7 exons. Gene Ontology annotation, cellular component: membrane. Gene Ontology annotation, biological process: cell surface receptor signaling pathway; G protein-coupled receptor signaling pathway. Lineage: Eukaryota; Metazoa; Arthropoda; Insecta; Hymenoptera; Formicidae. Gene Ontology annotation, molecular function: G protein-coupled receptor activity.
ACGGAGAGGUCACGUUCAUCGAGCGUCCGACCGGCACGACACUUUUCUUUGUUGUACGGCUAAAUUCUCUCCGAAUUUCGACUGCCUCGAUCACUUUAGUUCGCGUCGCGAGAUGAUAUAACGAUUAGGUUAGGUUAUAAUAUAACAAGUGCGAAAUUGUUUGCAGAAACAUUUGUUUGUCCGGCGUGACUCACGCGGCGAAUUUCGAAUCUUCCCCCCGUGAUUAAAGUGGAUUGACUGACUGAACGUGUCAAGUGUCUCUCGAAAAGGUGCGACGAAUGCGAGUUAAAUCGCGAGGCUCGCAGACUCCCGAAAUCAUGAGAGCGUUCUUUCGUUGCGUCGCGUUCGUCGUGACGAUCGCGGCCACCGUCACAUCAGAGCCCAACGACCUGACCAAGUCGCAGAUGACGAUCCUCAAGUGCUGCCGACAGGGCGAGGAAUUGCGAGGAUCGGAUGACAACGGAUUACCGCGCUGCGAGCAAACGUCGAACGAGUGGAAGCCGUUGAUUUACUCGCCGAUGGGACAGAGUUUCGUCGAGACUCUGCCCGACGAGUGGCACGUCAUCGACGGCCGAAGACCGGAAUGCGAUGAUCGUUCGGAGCUGAUCCACGUGCCCUACCGGAAAGCCAACCCGUUCAUCCUGCUCGUCGACGGGAACGUGGUACUCGAGAUCGACGACAGCAACAAAAUUCCCACCAGCCACUAUUGCGCCGAUUCGAACGCGCUGCUUGUGUGCAUGCAGAGGAAAUCGACGAGCAAUCAUGCCGCCGCGACGAUGAGACCGCGAGUGCGGCGAUGCUGCGGCGAGAACGCCACUUUCCACGAACACGGAAAUACUUGCGUUCAUUUAAAAGAGACCGAGAAUGCACCGCCCCUCCUGCCGAACGCGUCCUCCGUUGUCGAGAUCGUGGCGGGAUUUCCUACCUGCCCGAAAUCCGACAACUUCACGAUCCUAGGAGAGACGAAGGAUGCCGUAUUGCAGCCUGAUGGCGGUCUGGAAAUAAACGGCGUCGUUUUACCUACCGGCCAGUUUUGUGUUGAAAGAAUCAAGGAACUAAACCAGAUAGCCAAGGUGUUUGCCUGUCCGGAACAUGCACCACAAAGACCUGCAGUGCGUACGACGGACAUCAGAUUCACCCUAUAUCCUGUGGGCUUCAUUAUUAGCGCCGUCUUCCUGGCCGCCACCUUGGCAGCAGGUUGGCUAUUACCUGCCUCUCAUCACGUCUUGCACUGGCGCUGCCAGACUCAUCAUGUCGCCUGCCUGAUGAUGGGCGAUAUUCUCAUGGCUAUCAUUCAGCUCGCUGGGGAUUCCCUUCAUGGUGCAAGCUGCAAGGCGCUUGCGAUUAUGGCGCAUUUCUUUUUCCUGGCUGCUUUCUUCUGGCUGAACACAAUGUGCUUCAACAUCUGGUGGACAUUUAGGGAUUUGCGACCGGUUAGCUUGGAGAAAGGUCAGGAGACCCUUAGGCUCAGGGUCUAUGCCUGUUACGCCUGGGGUGGGCCCCUCCUGGUCGCCGGAUUGGCGGCCCUUCUGGACCAUCUCCCGUCUCAACCGCAAUAUACGUUCCUGAGGCCCCGGUUCGGCGAGAAGCAGUGCUGGUUCUACGGUGACAUGGAAAUCCUAGCAUACUUCUUUGGACCAGUCGGAGUACUCUUGGCUGUAAAUCUUCUGUUUUUCGCCGUAACUGCCCGAGAAUUGACGUGCGGUCUCUGGAAAGGCGAAUUCGUAAAAAGCACUACCGAGAGGGCAACGCUGGGCCGCAUAUGCAUGAAGCUGGUGAUCGUGAUGGGUAUCACCUGGGUGGCGGACGUGGUCUCAUGGGCGGUCGGCGGCCCGCAGUACAUCUGGUACUUCACCGACUUGAUAAACGCCUUUCAAGGAGUGCUGAUCUUCGCGACGGUCGGUUGCCAGCCGCAGGUCAGAGCGGCGCUCAAGAGAUUCUUCAGCAGAAAUCCGCAGACCAAUGCCGGUAGACAGGGUAACGGUCAUAGUACGACUAGCCAUGGCAUGCCCAGCAUGGGCGACAGCGUUACGCAGAACCCGAGCACCAAAACCGCGCCGUUGGAGACCAUCUGUUAGAGUGGCCCUUUCACGAAAGGGCCUUGUCGAUUUUUUUUCGAAAGUCACACGUAUUCACACCCAACAUACACACGUACAAUCGAGUGACACGAAUUGUCAUUUGUCAUUUUAUUGGCGAGAAGUCUCGUCGAGAAGUCGUCGAGAAUAUGGUUAACAUCAGGAACACAUUACGUGUUUCUGAUGUUAACCAUUUCGACGACUUUACUACUGAUAAGUUUUUUAUACGAGCGAGAUCACCAGAAAAGUCUUCAUUUCGUACACAUUUCGUGAUAAACGAUACAACAAGGAGUGAUCGAUUGGAGAAUAUUUCUGGAUCGAUUGCAAAAUAAAGAAAAAGAAAAUUUCUUACAUUACAAGUCUGUGGACUUGUAAAGUUUAGAUCGAUCCCGUUGAAAGUAUCGACAUUUCUCAGACAAUACCGAAGGCAAAACCGAAGAAAGUCAGCGCGAUCUCUACAUCUGAAAGUGUUUAGGAUGUGUGUUGAAUGUGUUUCAGAUAUAUUUUGGGCUUUCCUGGCCUCUCCAGUUCUUGCAAAACGCGAUAGCGUGUAAUCUCGUGCAGUCAAAUAAUAUAAUAAAAACGAAAAGAAAGUCGCGAGUCUCUUCUGUCCUUUCUAGUCGUACAGUUUUGCUGCAUGGACACGAAAAUUCAAAUUUUUAUUCGAGAUUGUUAUUUGAUUGCAACGAGAGCAUUGACACGACAUUCAAAAAAAUACACAUACGAGAUAAAUCUUUUCAUCGUCCUGUCGCACACGAAUGUGCGGUUAUUUUAACUUUUCAUUCAUGACAUAAAUUGCCGGAUGAAGUACACAAUUGGCAAUGUAUACGAUAAUUAUCUGAAAUCUCGAUAAACGUGUAGAUUGUUUUGUUUGACCGAGGUUAAUCACCUGCUACACAAUUAUCAGAUUGUACAAAAAAAGCGGCGAUGCGGUUCGCCUUAGUCAUUGAAUCUGGGGAACACUUGCACUGACAAAGAUAGAUCGUGAAAUUUCGCUGACGAGAGGACGAGAACGUUAAUUAUCUAUUCCUGUUUUGAUACUAUCGGAACACCAUGCGAUCCAUCUUUUCUGACGUAAGCAAUUACAUUGUACGCAAUUAAAAGCGUCUAUUUGAUACACGAUAAUGUUAAUCUCGCGAUAGAGACGGCAAAUUUUCAGACAAUUGGGAUAUAUAACAUUGAAAACUGAUAAAAUAAUAUAGAAAGGCUUCAGAUAUUUAAAUUCUGAAAUUUUAAUGUUUUUAUCUAAAUGCAACACUUUUUCGCGUACCGACACAGUAUCUAUUCGUGCGACAAGAUUUUAUAUAAAUAUAUAUUUAAUCUAUUGCAAGCAAAACGUGAGAAAAAAUAGAAAAUAAUUAAAACUCCGAUAUUAACGCAAUUAACAGAUGUCUAGAAGACAUUGUGAAGACUUUCAAAAGAUCAAAAUUCUUCUACCCUUUUAGAUAUCUUUCAAUUUGUCUUUUGUUAUAACCAUAAAUAUUUAACAACGGAAUAUGUAAUAAAUAGUACGUCACAUGUUUUUUUUAUCGCUGAUUACAAUCUGAGAGGACGCUGCCUUUUUUAUCAACUUAAAAAUGAAACGAGAUGUUUCAAAUUUGCUUUUAAUUCGUGAGUGAUUGCUUAGCGAUUUAGGAAACGUCAAGCGUAACAUCUCUAUACAACUUCGAAAAUCGAUGACGAUACGGAUCAUUCAUAAAUCAGAGUUUAAUAGCGAUACGCGGCUAAACAGACAAUGACGCGCACUCUUCGGGCCUCGGUAACGGCCCGAAACAAUGCGUUGAUUUAUGAUCGAGGCGAGUUAAUAUUUUUUCCUCAGCGGACAACGAUAUAUUCAUUGAUAUUAAUAAUAUCAUCCCACACGACUGGCGCAAGUAUCUCCGCAAGAUUAAUCACUUUUAAUAAUAGACGAACAAUAGAGUGUCAUUGUAGCCGCUCGCUGCGGAAAUGAAAAUUACACUAUACUACAUAGGCAAUUUUGCAUUCUAAAAUGAUUUUGCAAUUUUAGUCAUCAGUGGUUUUUGUGAUAAUCCCUAAAUCUUUUACAUAAACUAGUCUUUUCACAUAAUUAAAAUUUGCGAAAUAUAUACAUUCUACUAUUUGUUAUGAAAAGUUUCUAAAAUACAAUUUGUAUCGUUACGAAAUCUAUUGAAACGAGAGAAAUAUUACAUCUCUUACAAUUUAAUGGCGUAAAAUAUUAACGUCUGAUGAGACGAGAGCAUCCAAAAUGAAGCUUCUUUUUUUACCUAAUGAUAAUUGCUCUCUCGAAAUGAAACGGCAAACGAUCUCGCCUCACGUUCAUUAUCAUAUUAUCGAAGGACGAUCGGGGUUCAUCACGAAUUUCCUUCCGAGUCCUUCAUUAUUCAUCGGAUAUUAUCGAAUCGAGAAGCAAUCGUUUUUCCGUUUUCUUUAGCAUAAAUUUGCAUCGACGUCGUUAGCCGAUUCGACAAAACGGUCGCUAGCUGACAUUAACAUGUAACACACACAUUGUAGUUUUCGAAUCACAAUUUAUCACUGAUCAGCCGCGGACGCUUGAUACCGAGCAUGUAAAAAAGCUCUAUUGCAUUGCGUACUGCGCGAACUGCAUGCAAAAAGGUUUCGCGGAUUCGCAUACACGCAAUUUAUCGGUGCGUGUACGUUGCUUCGCAUAAUCCGUUUACGACCGUUCGAAGGUAUAUCAUUCUUUUACGCAACAUUUCUUUAUCAAUUUUUAUACAAAAUCAAUCA